Molecule: messenger RNA, 1276 nt
Organism: Numida meleagris (helmeted guineafowl)
Lineage: Eukaryota; Metazoa; Chordata; Aves; Galliformes; Numididae
Gene: SUMO1
Product: small ubiquitin-like modifier 1
Exons: 5
Coding region: 168-473 (101 amino acids)
Biological process (GO): protein sumoylation
Cellular component (GO): PML body; nucleus
Molecular function (GO): ubiquitin-like protein ligase binding; protein tag activity
Source: RefSeq, a predicted model, not a curated record
GGCUGAGCCGGGCCCCGCUCGGGCGGGGAGGAGCCGGCGGCGGGAAGUGAGCUCAGGCGCACAGGAAAUCCCGCCCGCGCCGCGGCCUGUGUUUGCGCUGCGGGCAGAGAAAGGAGCCGAGCCCCGCAGCGGCCCAGCCGAGCCCGCCGCCCGCCCCGCGCCUAGCCAUGUCGGACCAGGAAGCAAAGCCUUCAGCUGAGGACUUAGGAGAUAAGAAAGAGGGGGAAUACAUUAAACUCAAAGUCAUUGGGCAGGACAGCAGUGAAAUUCACUUCAAGGUGAAAAUGACAACACACCUCAAGAAACUCAAAGAAUCAUACUGUCAAAGACAGGGUGUUCCAAUGAAUUCACUCAGGUUUCUCUUCGAGGGUCAGAGAAUUACUGAUAAUCAUACCCCCAAGGAGCUGGGGAUGGAGGAGGAAGAUGUGAUUGAAGUUUAUCAGGAACAGACGGGGGGUCACUCAACAGUUUAGAUCCUUCUGUUUGUUUUAUUUCCCCUUAAUCCUUUUUUAUUUUUAAAUAAUAGUUCUUUUGUAAUGUGGUGUUCAACACUGAAUUGAAACUGGCACCCCAUCUCUGGGAGUUUAUUUUCAAGCGUCUGGUAUUUUAAAUUCUCGUGCUCAUUAUACACUAUUGUUUCUGUUUUCAUUGUGCUGAACUUCUGUGAUCCAGCUGCAGCCCUGCUCUCCUUUUCCCUUCCACCCUCCCCUUUAGAAAUACAUGUACACACAUGCAUUUGUAUGUUCACUAGGUUCGUGCAUUUCAGGCACGAAGGUUGUAAGAUCUGCCAGGUGGGCGAGUGUUCUUAAUGACUUCCAUAUCUGCCCUGAAGUUUUGAUGUGUGACUGUUUCACUCCUGGACUAUAACUUUCAGUGCGAGAUGAAGUUUUUCAGAACUAAACUGUGGAGAAAUCGUGUAUCCAUAACUCAGCUAUUUUGCUUAAAUUGUGCUGAUGGCCCAACGAAGAAGAUCGGAGUUGGAAAUGAAAAAGCUAGAACCGUUGUCAUCUGUACCUUGCUCCAGAGAUGGCUUUGCUGAAGACAUAGAAUUGAAAACCCUAAUGAUUCUUAAAUCUUGCCAGAAGAGCCCAGAAGCAUUUUAACUUCAUAUAGCAAUUAGUACACGCAGGUAUUCAUGCAAGAAUGUUCACAGCAGGCAACUGGUGUUACUUUGACACUCUUGUUUGUACCUUUUGGCCUGGGACAUGGGUUUUGAAUGGACAUUGUCUGUACCAGCUUCAUUUAAAAUAAACAAGAAAAACGAUUUUAUAAACAA